AUGAGUAACGAAUAUGUCAAGCGAAAGGUGGCUCUGAAGGACAUGAAUCCAUGCAUGAUAUGUUCUAAACCAGCAACCACCGUUUUGUUCAAUCAAACAUUAAAAGAUUUGAUAUACACAUGUGAUAUACACCUCAUAGAAAAUCCAGGUUUUGUUGUACCAAUCCACUCUCAAGAAUAUAAUAGCACCGUUGCAGAAUUACAACGAGUGAAGCUUCAACUAAAAGUGCAAGCGUCUAAUGGUUCCGGUUCAUGGGAUACGUGGGUUAACAAAAUAUUUACAAAGAGGAAUUCUUCUAAGGACUCAGAAAAUUCAGAUGAUACCAAAAAAGAUGAGACUCCAACUCCUGUGAAAGAAGACCAGGAUAAACUACCCGCAAUAGAUUAUCAAUCAGAGUAUAACAAGCUUCUAGAUAAGAUGACAGAACUUCAAAUGAAGGUUAGAAAUUUCAAAUUGAAUGACAAUAUGUUUCAACACAGACUACAAACUAAAAAAGCUCAACAAAUUGCCAUUGCAAAGAGAAAGAAAGAAGAAGCGAAUUAUUCUAAUACUAAACCAGAAGAAUUAGAAAAGGUGUUCAGCUUCCCAACCGUCCCAAGUAAUGAUCCAAAUAAAAAAGGACAAUGA
Maudiozyma barnettii is the source of this 627-nucleotide messenger RNA. It is a transcript of the gene VFA1, whose product is annotated as Vfa1p. The record is from RefSeq and is a predicted model, not a curated record. The transcript has a single exon. Gene Ontology annotation, cellular component: endosome. Gene Ontology annotation, biological process: vacuolar transport. Lineage: Eukaryota; Fungi; Ascomycota; Saccharomycetes; Saccharomycetales; Saccharomycetaceae. The coding region runs from base 1 to 627 and encodes 208 amino acids.